ACGCCCCCUCGAGAAUCCCCGGUGACUGUCGGCUUUCUACACGUUCGUGAGCAUUGGAAAGGCGAUGGAGUAAAUCACGGCGAAGGGAAGCAUGGACAUGACGGAAGAAAAAACGAACAAAGCGGUGGACAUCUAUCGCGACACAUGGGUCCGCUUCCUUGGCUACGCCAAUGAGGUGGGGGAGGCCUUCCGGCCACUGGUGCCGGUAAGUUUGGUGUGGGGGAGCUACGCCGUGGCCACUGCUUACGUCACCGCUGAUGCUGUGGACAAAGGCAAGAAAGCAGCCUUGGCGCACGGGGAUGAGCCAGGCCAGACAACGCGGGUGGCGGCGGCCGUGGCUGACACGUUCGUGUGGCAGGCCCUGGCCUCCAUCGUCAUCCCAGGCUUCACCAUUAACCGCGUGUGCGCCGCCACGCUGUACCUGCUGGGCCGCACCACCAAAUUGCCCCUGCCCGUGCGCAAGUGGACCACCACGGCCGUCGGCCUCUCAACCAUCCCUUUCAUCAUCAGCCCUAUUGACAGGUCUGUGGACUACCUGCUGGAUUCGAGCCUGCGGAAGGUCUACGGUCACAGCGAGAAGCAGGAAUAACAAGGCACUAAAAGGCUUGAAGCAGAAAAGGGAUUUUUUUUGUUGUUGUUGUUCUUGACAUCGUACUGUAUAUACCACUAUGCAGGAGUGUUGCUGUCUUAUUCUGACUGUCAAGUCAAGGUUCUUCUAAUGUUACACGGCAGGGAUGCAUUUCGCUGUAAGCGUUCAUACAAUGGGGUACACGCAGACUGAUAUUAAAAAUCUGCAUUUGUGUACCUCUCCUUCACCCUACAUUGUGGUUCUGCUAUGAACUAGUCUGCCACAAUAUUGAACGACCUUGUUCCUCACAAACGAUAUCGUCUGGUACUUUUUUCCAUUGCCGCACUUUGAUUCUACCAAGCUGUUAGCCAUGGGAGCUGUUGAGCUUUGCACUGGGAACGCAAUUUACUCCACUUUGGCGAUAAUGGUACUGUGAAUGUGUGAACUUCACGCGUAUUCAUCGCUGCUAUCUAAUUUGUUACUAUCUUCAAGUACAAUGUCGCUGUUUGUAGUGUUGAAUGGCGGGGACUACGGGUGCGCAAACUACAAGCUAUGCAAGGGAUUAGCUGCUAUGGGGCAACAAAGGGUAUAGUUCAAACAAUAUUGGGAGUGUUUGAAUUUAUUUAUGUGUCAUGUUAGCAAUAACGGUCAAUGCUGUUUUACGUUUAUUUUCAUGUUUUGGUGGUGGUUGGUGAAAAACAGUGAGGAAAGGGAGGCUCAUGAUACUCUAUAUUCAUAUUCAGUGUUAAUAUUUCAGUUUACUUGUGAUAGUUGUGUGACUGCAUGUCACUGAUGUAAAGAAAUACUGUACAGGUAUUUUUUUCUUUCUAUUGUGUUGGGAUUUUGGGGAUAGUUUAAAUUUUAGGAUAUUUUCACUUCAUGGAACAUUAAAGCACAGCAAGUCAAAGUGGACACUCCCCUACUGUUGUCAACACUGGAGGAAAAAAACUUUUGUGCAACUGUUGUUAAAUAAAGACUACAAUGAUGUGCA
This is a messenger RNA of Hippocampus comes (tiger tail seahorse), 1559 nucleotides long. It is a transcript of the gene mtfp1, whose product is annotated as mitochondrial fission process 1. The record is from RefSeq and is a predicted model, not a curated record. Gene Ontology annotation, biological process: mitochondrial fission. Lineage: Eukaryota; Metazoa; Chordata; Actinopteri; Syngnathiformes; Syngnathidae. The coding region runs from base 92 to 589 and encodes 165 amino acids. Gene Ontology annotation, cellular component: mitochondrion. The transcript has 4 exons.